UUUAUUCCAUAUACCCGUACCAUCUAUGGUCUUUGCUUGCACGUGAAUAUUCGAAUUAGGUUACCCCGUGACGUGUCAUAAUAGUUCACAUAAACUGGAACCAACAUCGAUUCGGGUUACAGUUUCCAAUCCAGACCUCAAAUUUCCGUUCAACCCUUGGCUUGUUCCUGGGACUCAGCCUGCGAAACCGCAUUACGGCUCCAUAUGGUGAAACCUACUUCCUUCAAGGGGAAUAUAAAAACAGAAAGCAGGAUACUGAACUUUUUAUUUAACGGCUCAUUCAAUACAAGAGGCGAUAGUCUUACAUUAGCUAGUUGAAUUUACCGGGACAAAUAUAGCCGAGCGAGCAUGAGUGAAGACGACACGCCGACGAAUCUUGCCGCGAAGCCCACUGCGUCCACAGCGUUUGGCGCGCCUCAGCGGCCGAGGAAAAGACCGCCUUCUGCCGACCACGAUGAUGACAGCAGGGCGUACAAGAGCCAGCGUUCGGUCUCGGACGAGAUCGGACCGGGAAUUCGCCAGUUUUGCCGCCUACAAAGCAACCCAAAGUUCGGGGACUCCCAUGUUGGGGAGAACCUGUUAGCGGGAGGUGGAGAGGUAGAUGAAGCGAUCACAAUUGGACCGGGUGGGGAGGGAGUUGGACAGGGGAACAACCCGCGAAUUGACCCGGGGCAAACCUUGGCAGAGCCACGCUGGGACUCGGAAGAAGAAGAAGAAGGGGAACUACCGUGUAGCCAAGGUUUCCAGCAGGUGCUUGGAGGUGGUGUAGACGUGAUCGACGGAAUAUUCUCCGACCUGGUGCACGCGGGGAAGAAACAAGCCCGCAAGAUUGUCAGGAAAUUAGUCGAGCGGUUUCGCCAAGUCUUGCCGUUGCCGCAGAGUUCUCUGGAGCACCGCCCGGACAACAACGUGCACGUGCGGCAUCCUGACAAGCUGAUUGGAGGAAUGGUGGGACUGGGCAUGCAUAUUCAGAAGGACGCGAAGGGUCAUCUUGUCCACAGCGUAAUUCCUGAUGGUUUGGCGGCCAAAUCUAAACUCCAGGAAAACGAUAUCAUUGUCAGCGUCAAUGAAAAUGAUGUCACGAGUUGGGAAUUCGAGGAGCUCCAGCAGUUUUUUGGCUCUUUGGAAGAAGUGGAUUUCAAAAUUGUCGUCGAACGCGAACAAGAGGACGAAGGCGGUGCUUUUGUUUGUCAUAAAGUCACAAUAUCCAUCAAGAUUUUACUCGAAGGAGACCAGGUGAUGGUGGAUAUAGACGUCAAGGUACAUGUCAGCCAGUUGCAAUUUAAUGGCGAAUCGGAACCGUACUACAUCUUCCAGAACCAAAGUGACCACAGCACCAAGUACCUGAUUUUGAAGAACAAUUGUUUCUGCAUGUCAACGGCGAACGACUUGACACCUUGUCGCUUUAAGCGAUUCUAUUACUCAUAUGGAGCAAUGGCUUUCAUCAACAUAAAUAACAACUCACCGUUGGAUCAUGGGGAGCCCUCAAGAAUUGGUGUGAACAGCAGCGAGUUGACAGACAAGAUCAGCGAGUUUUGGACAGAUGACAGGAUCUUUUUCACUGGGAGGCAAGACAACACUGCUAUGUAUACAUUCCAGUUGGCAUCUCAAAAAGACUUUUAUCUCACUACUGAUGCAAAGGGAAAUUUGACAACAACGUUCUUCUCAGACAAGGAAGCCGUGGACGCAAGUGGUCAGUUCAGCAUGGAGCCUAAGUCUAAGAUCGACAAGAUGACGCCCUCCGACAUACAGAAAUACAACUCAAAGUAGCAGGGUGGUCUCCAUAGCAAGAAAAAGUCCUUCAAUUAGGAGGAAAUGAUCAUCACCCAAAUCCCGAGCAAACAGCCAUAUGGUUGCUAACCGCAAAGCAUCGCUGUUGUUAGGCAAAGCCGAUUACGUAUUUAAAAUCAUUUAAAACUUUUUCUUGCCAACCCAACCCAUGUGCAUUGUUCAGCAAAGCGCCGUAAGCACUACGGCUGACCGAUUUCGGCCCAGCACACAAUGAUGCGGGCAUAUUAACAUAUUCAUUAGCGUC
Molecule: messenger RNA, 2035 nt
Organism: Patiria miniata (bat star)
Lineage: Eukaryota; Metazoa; Echinodermata; Asteroidea; Valvatida; Asterinidae
Exons: 8
Coding region: 349-1770 (473 amino acids)
Molecular function (GO): protein binding
Source: RefSeq, a predicted model, not a curated record